AGAGGCGCUGUUCUCUGUUUAUAUUCCCAAUGACAACCUGUCCAACAUGGCCUCACAGGGACAGGAGACCUAGCAAAACUCACAGCUCACAUGACAGAUAUACCUGCAUAGUGGGGUCAUUUUUAUAGUUUAUAGUGAGCUCCUGGAUCGCGAUGUGGCCGUUAUUUACCACGGUGUGUUUAAGGAGCCGGGCAGGCUGCAGGAGCAGCGUCUCUGCUGCUGGUUUAACAUCUCUCUUCAGCCACUCAGCUCCACUUUCUGCUCCAACAUGCAGGGCUCUUCUCUACAGGAAACACGGAGACCCCUCCCGCGUCCUCCAGUUGGAGGAUGUAGACCUCCCCCCCGUGGGUGCAAAGGAUGUCCUGGUUAAGAUGCUGGCAGCUCCAAUCAACCCAUCUGACAUCAACAUGAUUCAAGGUACUUAUGCUAUCUUGCCUGACCUCCCAGCUGUUGGGGGCAAUGAGGGCGUAGCGCAGGUGGUAGAGGUGGGUUGCCAGGUGAAAUCCCUCAAAACUGGAGACUGGGUCAUUCCAAAAGAUGCUGGUCUCGGGACGUGGAGGACGGAGGCGGUGUUAGCGGAGGAUGAUGUCAUCUCGCUGCCCAGUGACCUCCCCCUGCUGUCUGCUGCCACCCUGGGAGUCAACCCCUGCACCGCCUUCAGGAUGCUGUCUGACUUUGAAGAUCUCAAGCCAGGUGAUUCUGUGAUCCAAAACGCAGCCAACAGUGGAGUCGGGCAGGCCGUAAUACAGAUUGCUGCUGCAAGGGGAAUAAACACCAUCAACGUCAUCAGAGACAGGCCAGAGUUCAGCCAGCUCAGUGAUAGGCUGAAGGCCAUGGGAGCUACUCAUGUGAUCAAAGAGGAGGCACUGAGGCGGCCGGAGAUGAAGGAACUGUUCAAGACCUGUCCAAAGGCUAAACUGGCUCUGAAUGGAGUCGGAGGCAAGAGUGCAACAGAACUGCUGCGUCAUCUACAGUUUGGAGGAUCUAUGGUGACGUAUGGAGGGAUGGCCAAACAGCCAGUUACCGUCCCUGUGAGUGCUCUUAUUUUUAAGGAUGUGAAGGUUCGGGGAUUUUGGGUCACACAGUGGAAGAGAGAUCACUCCAACGAUGAGAAGAGGUUCAGGGCCAUGCUGGACGAACUGUGCCGCCUCAUCCAGCAGGGACAGCUGACGGCUCCGGCCUGCUCCCAGGUCGGUCUCCAUGACUACAGCAGAGCUCUGGAGGCAGCCAUGCAGCCUUUCACCUCCGCUAAACAGCUGCUCAUCAUGUGAACGGACUCAAACCAGCACUACAGUCUCAUCCCAGGACAUCGUUGUGGAUUUGUCAAUCAAAUGCAAUGCUCAAUAAAUGUUCCUUAACACCAGG
Messenger RNA from Centropristis striata (black sea bass), 1365 nucleotides. It is a transcript of the gene mecr, whose product is annotated as mitochondrial trans-2-enoyl-CoA reductase. The record is from RefSeq and is a predicted model, not a curated record. Gene Ontology annotation, molecular function: trans-2-enoyl-CoA reductase (NADPH) activity. Bases 153 to 1271 code for a protein of 372 amino acids. Gene Ontology annotation, cellular component: mitochondrion. NCBI's taxonomy places the organism in Eukaryota, Metazoa, Chordata, Actinopteri, Perciformes, Serranidae. Gene Ontology annotation, biological process: fatty acid metabolic process. The transcript is spliced from 10 exons.